Molecule: messenger RNA, 2655 nt
Organism: Nerophis lumbriciformis (worm pipefish)
Lineage: Eukaryota; Metazoa; Chordata; Actinopteri; Syngnathiformes; Syngnathidae
Source: RefSeq, a predicted model, not a curated record
AUGUGGCCGGGCAUAGUGGCGACACUUUGCUUGUGUUUGUGCGGCGACUCGAUGGCUGGCUUUCCCAACCAAAUCAACAUCGGUGGCCUCUUCAUGCGCUCCACGGUGCAGGAGCACAGCGCCUUCAGGUUUGCGGUGCAGCUUUACAACACCAACCAGAACGCCACCGAGAAACCCUUCCACCUCAACUAUAACGUCGACAACCUCGAGUCCUCAAACAGCUUCUCCGUCACACAUGCCUUCUGCUCUCAGUUCUCCCGAGGAGUCUACGCCAUCUUUGGCUUUUACGACAGGAAGUCCAUGAACACGCUGACCUCAUUCUGCGGGGCGCUGCACACCUCCUUCAUUACGCCCAGCUUCCCCAUCGACGUGGACGCACAGUUUGUCAUCCAGAUGAGGCCCGGCUUGCGAGGCGCCGUUCUCAGUCUCCUGGACCAUUACAAGUGGGAGAAGUUUGUCUACCUUUACGACACCGAUAGAGGUUUCACCAUCCUCCAGGCCAUCAUGGAGUCGGCCGUGGCGAACAACUGGCAGGUGACGGCGCGCUCGGUGGGGAACAUCGUGGACCCCGCCGACUAUCGACGCAUCAUCGAGGAGAUGGACCGCCGGCAGGAGAAACGCUUCCUCGUCGACUGUGAGGUGAACAGGAUCAACUCAAUUCUAGAGCAGGUGGUGAUUGCGGGCAAAAACACCAGAGGCUACCACUAUAUCCUCGCCAACCUGGGUUUUUCCAACAUGAGCUUGGACAGGGUGUUUUCCGGCGGAGCCAACAUCACAGGCUUCCAGAUCAUCAACCCGGAAAGCGCCAUCGUCCAGCAAUUUCUCCAACGCUGGGAGCGUCUUGACGAAAGAGAAUUCCCCGAAGCCAAAAACACGCCACUAAAGUACACAUCGGCGCUGACCCAUGAUGCCAUCCUCAUCAUCUCUGAGGCCUUCCGCUACCUUCGGCGCCAGCGCGUGGACGUGUCCCGCAGGGGGAGCGCAGGCGACUGCCUGGCUAAUCCCGCCGUGCCCUGGAGUCAAGGCAUCGACAUAGAGAGAGCUCUGAAAAUGGUUCAAGUUCAAGGCAUGACAGGAAACAUCCAGUUUGACACAUUCGGACGUAGAGCUAACUACACAAUCGAUGUGUACGAAAUGAAGACAGGAGGUCCGAGGAAGAUCGGCUACUGGAAUGAAUAUGAAAAAUUUGUAUAUGUAAUGGAUCAACAGGUCACCAACGAAUCGUCUUCUGUGGAAAACCGAACAAUUGUGGUCACUACUAUUAUGGAAGCGCCGUAUGUGAUGUACAAGAAAAACUAUAUGCAGCUGGACGGGAAUGACAGAUAUGAAGGCUACUGUGUCGAUUUAGCGUCUGAAAUUGCAAAGCAUGUGGGCAUAAGAUAUAAGCUGUCAGUAGUUCCGGAUGGAAAGUACGGAGCCAGAGAUCCGGAGACCAAGACGUGGAACGGGAUGGUGGGUGAACUGGUGUACGGGAGAGCUGACAUAGCGGUGGCUCCUCUCACUAUAACGUUGGUUCGAGAAGAAGUGAUAGACUUUUCAAAGCCCUUUAUGAGCUUGGGCAUCUCCAUUAUGAUAAAGAAACCGCAAAAGUCCAAGCCCGGCGUCUUUUCCUUCCUGGACCCGCUGGCCUAUGAGAUUUGGAUGUGUAUAGUGUUCGCUUAUAUCGGCGUGAGCGUGGUGCUGUUCCUGGUGAGCCGCUUCAGUCCUUACGAGUGGCAUCUGGAUGAGAACGAUGAGGCCAAAGACCCUCAAAGCCCCCCCGACCCGCCCAACGACUUUGGCAUUUUUAAUAGCCUCUGGUUCUCGCUGGGUGCCUUCAUGCAGCAAGGAUGCGAUAUCUCGCCAAGGUCGCUCUCGGGCCGCAUCGUCGGAGGAGUGUGGUGGUUCUUCACCCUCAUCAUCAUCUCCUCCUACACGGCCAACCUGGCAGCCUUCCUCACCGUGGAGAGGAUGGUUUCUCCCAUCGAGAGCGCCGAAGACCUGGCCAAGCAGACGGAGAUCGCCUACGGGACAUUAGACUCAGGCUCUACAAAGGAAUUCUUUAGGCGCUCCAAAAUAGCCGUUUACGAGAAAAUGUGGUCAUACAUGAAAUCGGCGGAACCGUCGGUGUUUGCCAAGACAACACCGGACGGGGUCUCCCGGGUACGAAAGUCGAAGGGAAAGUUCGCCUUUCUCCUGGAGUCCACUAUGAAUGAGUACAUAGAGCAACGCAAGCCGUGCGACACCAUGAAAGUGGGCGGCAACCUCGACUCCAAAGGCUACGGCGUGGCCACACCCAAAGGCUCCGCAUUAAGAAAUGCUGUUAACCUGGCAGUGUUAAAACUGAAUGAGCAAGGCCUCUUGGACAAAUUGAAAAACAAAUGGUGGUACGACAAAGGAGAGUGCGGCAGCGGGGGAGGUGACUCUAAGGACAAGACAAGUGCACUAAGCCUAAGCAACGUGGCAGGAGUCUUCUAUAUUCUGGUGGGGGGGCUCGGCCUGGCUAUGACCGUGGCGCUCAUAGAGUUUUGCUACAAGUCUCGGCAAGAGACUAAAAGACUCAAACUGGCAAAGAAUGCACAAAAUUUUAAGCCGGCCCCUCCGGUGAACAGCCAGAAUUUUGCCACGUACCGUGAAGGCUACAAUGUGUACGGGACAGAAAGUGUCAAAAUCUAA